CUUUCCUUCUCUGUUGAAUCAUAGAAACGACGACUUUUUCCUCGACCUCCAGUCUCCGGCGAGAUUUCAAGACUCUUCAACUUGACCGAAUUUCUGAGAUUUCACUAUUCAUUCUUCAUCGCCUUCUUCCGCCGCUGCUUUUUUGUGCCUUUUUCAUUUUCUCUUCCAGGUGGCUUGAUUUACUUGAAAUUUGAAGACUGCAUUCCUGAUAUUCGUUGUCAUGGCAUCUAGACGGAAUGUUCGCUACCGCUCCCUUGCCACUGAUGAUAACGAUCUUGAUUCAGAGGGAAGUCCAUAUGAUCCUCGCUUUUACUAUACACCAAAAGCUUUUGACAAGAUCCCCUGGAAAUCCAUCGCUCUUGCUAUCUUCCUGUUAGUUCUUGGAAUAUUACUUCUCUUUCUAUCAUAUUUCGUAUUAACCGGUCACAUGGCAGGAGAGAAAUCACAAGCUUAUGGUCUUUUAGCUUUGGGGUUUCUUACAUUCCUCCCAGGCUUUUAUGAGACUAGGAUUGCAUAUUAUGCAUGGAGAGGAGCCAAUGGAUAUCGCUUUGCAUCCAUUCCCGAUUACUAAGGCGUUCCUAUCUCAAUGGUGCAUCUUGUCCCAUCUCUCUUUCAAUGUAAAACUGUCAUAUAAAGUCAGAAAAAUGGUUUGUACAGAAUUACGUCUCUCUGAGAUUGUAACGUAUUGGUCCUUUGUUUCUCAUUCAUAGGUUGUGUAGAGUUAGAAAAAUGAACAUGAUGUAGUUUUUUAAUUCAUUAACUUGACAAGUCUUGUAGCUAAAUGCAAAACUCUCAUGUCGAUGCAAAAACUUUAUGUAGAAUUUGAAGUUUCUCUGUA
Messenger RNA from Benincasa hispida (wax gourd), 838 nucleotides. Its product is annotated as transmembrane protein (DUF872). Lineage: Eukaryota; Viridiplantae; Streptophyta; Magnoliopsida; Cucurbitales; Cucurbitaceae. Gene Ontology annotation, cellular component: endomembrane system. The record is from RefSeq and is a predicted model, not a curated record.